Lodderomyces margitis is the source of this 1320-nucleotide messenger RNA. RefSeq names its product dihydroorotate dehydrogenase (gene URA1). The record is from RefSeq and is a predicted model, not a curated record. Gene Ontology annotation, molecular function: dihydroorotate dehydrogenase activity. Gene Ontology annotation, biological process: 'de novo' pyrimidine nucleobase biosynthetic process; pyrimidine ribonucleotide biosynthetic process. Gene Ontology annotation, cellular component: mitochondrial inner membrane; cytoplasm. Lineage: Eukaryota; Fungi; Ascomycota; Pichiomycetes; Serinales; Debaryomycetaceae. The coding region runs from base 1 to 1320 and encodes 439 amino acids. The transcript has a single exon.
AUGUUUAGAAAAGGACUUUUCCUAAAAGAGUUCCUAAGGAGAACCAAUGCCAGAGUAAAUGGCAAACAAGUUUUAAAAUCGAGUUUCUUACCAGGACCAAUUGCACUCCUCGCUGGUGGAGCAUUGGCCGGUGUUGGAGGUUAUUACCUUUUUGAUUCACGCUCAUCAAUUCAUGAAUAUGUGAUAUGUCCCCUUAUAAGAACAUUUACAGAUGCAGAACAGGGUCAUAAAUUAGGCAUUCUUUUAAUGAAGUACGGGCUUGUUCCCAGACUUUUGGACGAAGGAAGAAACGACCAGAGCGACGUGCUAGGUGUUAAUGUGUUUGGACAUAAUUUGAAGAACCCUAUAGGAUUGGCUGCUGGGUUAGAUAAAGAUGGUGAAGCCAUUGAUUCGUUAUUUAACUUUGGGUUUUCCUAUGUCGAGAUCGGCUCGAUUACUCCCGAGCCACAGCCAGGUAAUCCACAACCCAGGUUCUUUAGGUUGCCCAGGGACGAUGCUGUGAUUAAUCGUUAUGGUUUCAAUUCUUCUGGACACUUUAACGUUUUGGCCAGAUUAAGAGUGCGUUUUACUAAAUUGUUGGAAAGGUUUGAAAGGGACCACACUCCAGAUCAGCUUCCAUUUUCAAAUGCCUUUCAAAACGGGAAGUUAUUGGGAAUAAAUUUGGGUAAAAACAAAACAGGAGAUGAAAUUGAAGACUAUGUGAAGGGGGUCUCGAGACUUGGGCCAUAUGCGGAUGUUCUUGUUGUAAACGUAUCGUCGCCAAACACUCCAGGAUUGCGUGAUUUGCAGAAUGAGUCUAAACUUACCAACCUUUUAACAACGGUUGUCAAGGAACGCGAUAUAUUGCGGACAAAUUUACUUGGCGCUAAACCACCAAUUUUGGUAAAAGUUGCCCCUGAUUUGACUGAGCCAGAGAUUGCGUCCAUAGCAAGUUCGGCAAAGGAAGCGAAAGUUGAUGGAAUUAUUAUCUCCAAUACAACAAUUCAGAGACCUAAGGAUAGAUUAUUGACUACGGAUGAGACAUUAAUAAACCAAACUGGUGGACUUUCAGGAAAGCCAUUGAAACCAUUAUCGUUGCAGGCAUUGAAGUUGUUGAACAAGCACACCAAAGGUUCUGGGUUGGUGUUGGUUGGUUGCGGUGGAAUCUCAAGUGGUAAGGAUGCGUUAGAAUUUGCAAAAGCCGGAGCAACUUUUGUCGAAUUGUACACCGCUUUUGCUUACAAGGGCCCAGGAUUAGUUGCCAAGAUCAGAGAUGAAUUAGCUGAUGAGUUGAAAAAGGAAGGUAAGACCUGGCAACAAAUUGUUAAUGAGAAUGCUUAG